Messenger RNA from Parus major (Great Tit), 2244 nucleotides. RefSeq names its product actin related protein 1A (gene ACTR1A). The coding region runs from base 93 to 1223 and encodes 376 amino acids. The record is from RefSeq and is a predicted model, not a curated record. NCBI's taxonomy places the organism in Eukaryota, Metazoa, Chordata, Aves, Passeriformes, Paridae. The transcript has 11 exons.
UCACCCAGGCGGCGCCGCGGCGCCGCUCCGCGCAUGCGCCGCCGAGGGCUGGACUGUUGCUCCCUCACGGGCGGCUGCGGCGGGUCCUCGCCAUGGAGUCCUACGAUGUGAUAGCGAACCAGCCCGUCGUGAUAGACAACGGUUCGGGUGUGAUUAAAGCAGGUUUUGCGGGCGAUCAAAUACCAAAAUACUGCUUUCCUAACUAUGUGGGCAGACCAAAGCACGUUCGUGUUAUGGCUGGUGCUUUAGAAGGGGACAUUUUCAUUGGUCCAAAGGCAGAGGAGCACAGAGGUCUUCUUGCAAUCCGAUACCCAAUGGAGCAUGGCAUAGUGAAGGACUGGAAUGACAUGGAGCGCAUCUGGCAGUAUGUGUAUUCUAAAGACCAGCUCCAGACAUUCUCAGAAGAGCAUCCUGUGCUGCUGACAGAAGCACCACUAAACCCGCGCAAGAACAGAGAGCGUGCUGCUGAGGUGUUUUUUGAGACCUUCAAUGUGCCAGCACUGUUCAUCUCCAUGCAAGCUGUGCUUAGCCUAUACGCAACCGGCAGGACCACAGGAGUGGUGCUGGACUCCGGGGAUGGGGUCACCCACGCAGUUCCCAUCUAUGAAGGCUUUGCUAUGCCUCACUCCAUCAUGCGGAUUGACAUCGCUGGCCGGGAUGUCUCCCGCUUCCUGCGUCUCUAUCUCCGGAAGGAAGGCUAUGACUUCCACACAACCUCUGAGUUUGAGAUUGUCAAGACCAUCAAGGAGCGUGCCUGCUACCUGUCAAUAAACCCCCAAAAGGAUGAGACUCUGGAGACUGAGAAGGCUCAGUACUACCUGCCAGAUGGAAGCACUAUUGAGAUUGGCCCUGCCCGUUUCCGAGCCCCAGAGCUCCUGUUCCGGCCGGACCUGAUAGGGGAGGAAUGUGAAGGACUUCAUGAAGUGCUUGUUUUUGCCAUUCAAAAGUCAGACAUGGAUCUGAGGCGAACACUGUUCUCCAACAUCGUGCUGUCUGGAGGCUCCACACUUUUCAAAGGCUUUGGUGACAGGCUCUUGAGUGAAGUGAAGAAACUAGCUCCGAAGGAUGUCAAAAUAAGGAUAUCAGCUCCUCAGGAGAGAUUGUAUUCCACGUGGAUUGGUGGCUCUAUCCUGGCCUCUCUGGACACCUUUAAGAAAAUGUGGGUUUCGAAAAAGGAAUAUGAAGAAGAUGGAGCUCGUGCCAUCCACCGAAAAACCUUCUAGCCCUGGGACCUGUCCUCAGUCUCCUCCGAAGACUCACUUAAACUCGCUUUUCUGAGUCCGAGUGUCUGAGAGCUGCCUGUGUGUGUGUGUGUGCGCCAGCAUGCCCCGAUGUCACUGAGCAAAGACAACAGCAGCAGGAGGGUUGUAUUAGUACUACUAACUUUUUUUUGUUUUCUUUUUUUAAUGGUAAGGAGAAAAUACCAAUCAAAGUUUCUCCAGAAUGGCCCAUUCCUUUUUCAUUUCAGUCCCUUAUUUUCUGUUUCACAGUCACAUAUGUCAUUGUAAAAUAAAUAAGCAAAAACAAAGGGAACAGCUUAUAGAAACUACCUGGCAAGCCAGAAGGGAGCCAACCACUGCAGACUACUCAUGCAGGCUUUAGUCAGCCUGACUGCAAUGCCUGGAUUGUCUGGAAACACAUAGCUGAGGCCCCACAGCUACUUCCUUCUUCAGCAGUGUCUUCACCAUCAGUAGGUUUUUGAAAUUGUUUUUAAUAUAUUAUUAAGACAAAGCACAUUCUCAACAGUUAAGUCCAUUUGUCCCACUGUUUUGGUGCGUGAGUGUGUGUAUGAGUGUGUAACUUCUUAGCCUGAUGUGGGGUCUGCACCACAGCUGGAGAAGUUUGCGAUAGGACUUAGUUUGUAUUGCAUGGAGUAGAACAAAGCAAAUCUAAUCAGCUGUCAUUGUACUAGACGGUUAUUCUCUCGUCCCUUGUUUUAAAUACCUUUUCUCCUCUGGAAGCAAGUACCCUGGAAUGGGUGUGAAGGCACUUGUGUGUUUCCCCUCAACCUGCCAAGAUUUACAGUGCUGACUUCUUGUGUUCUUUGUAAGAGUCGAGGCUGUUUCCCUCCUUCCUGCUAUGUCAGGGCAAAGGGAGCAUGUAUUCACAGCCAGGCGUAACUCUUGUGUACUUUAUCCAUUCUGGGGCAAAAUAAUAAUUGGGAAGGUGCAUUGUAAUGUAAGAAUUGUUUUAUUUAUUGAAAUGUCUGAGCAUCUCUCAAAUACUGACUACAGCACCUGGGAA